AUGUCUCGGCUUGAGGAAAAAGCAGAAUUCACUUCCGAAAAUAUACAAUCUGAUGAUUCGAAGACCGUACAAGCCCCUCCCGACGGGGGCCUCACAGCUUGGCUCCAAGUUCUUUGCAUGCACUUUACAUUCUUCAAUUCCUGGGGUGUUAGCAACAGCUUCUCUGUCUUCGAGCAGCUAUAUACCGCUGAACUAGGAAAUUCGUCGUCAGAAAUAGCUUGGAUCGGCAGUGUACAGGUCUCGCUGCUCUUCUUCUUGGGAGCUUUCGCGGGCCGCGCAACUGAUGCUGGAUACUUUCGAAUCGUUUACACCAUCGGUGCCUUUCUGCAAGUCUUUGGGCUCUUCAUGCUUUCGCUUUGCAAGACCUAUUGGCAGAUUUUUCUCGCUCAAGCUGUGUGUAUGGGCCUCGGUAAUGGACUUACCUUUGCACCUGGUCUCGCUAUCAUGUCCUCUCACUUCGCCAGACACCGUGCUGUUGCUGUCGGAAUAGCUGCUGCCGGUGCUGCAACUGGAGGUCUCGUCUAUCCUGUGCUUGUCGACCAGCUGCUCUAUACACAACAAAUCGGAUUCGGCUGGACUGUGCGUGCCGCCGGUCUAGUGAUGUUGAUUACUCAAAUCCCUGGACUUUUCCUUUAUAAGCCUCGCUUCAAAGCACGUUCGUCAGGCCCUUGGAUCGAUUGGAGCGCAUUUAAAGAAGCACCGUUUGUGUUCUUCACUCUAAGUAUGUUUCUCAAUUUCUGGGGUUUAUAUUUCGCCUUCUUUUUCCUGGGAAACUUUGCACGAGAUCGCAUUGGAGUGGAGAAUACCAUGCCUUUCGUCUUGGUGUUGAACGGCGUUGGAGUCAUUGGACGCAUUGUGCCCAGCAUUCUGGGGGAUCGAUUGACUGGAAAACUCAAUAUUCUUGUUCCGCUCAGUCUAUCUGCUGCCAUAGUCAUAUUUUCUUGGAUCGCUGUGGACUCUAUUGGUGGGCUAUAUGCAUUCACUGUCGUCUAUGGUUUGGUUGGUGGAGCUGCCCAGUCACUCUUCCCUGCAACUGCGAGCACUAUGACACCAGAUCUCAGGAGAAUAGGAACAAGGAUUGGGAUGAUCUUGAGUAUUGUCGGAUUUGCAACAUUGACGGGUCCUGCUAUUGAUGGUGUGUUGAUCCAGCGAGCAAGUGGAAGCUUCACAGGUGCACAAGCGUUUGCUGGAACCUGCAUUAUACUAGGAGCAUUUUUUGCCGCCUGUUGCAGGGUAGCAAAGGGCGGAUGGAAACUCAGAGUGAAAGUAUGA
Molecule: messenger RNA, 1272 nt
Organism: Penicillium maclennaniae
Lineage: Eukaryota; Fungi; Ascomycota; Eurotiomycetes; Eurotiales; Aspergillaceae
Exons: 1
Coding region: 1-1272 (423 amino acids)
Biological process (GO): transmembrane transport
Cellular component (GO): fungal-type vacuole membrane
Molecular function (GO): transmembrane transporter activity
Source: RefSeq, a predicted model, not a curated record